CCCACCAGACCAACAGAGAUUAAUUUUUGCUGGAAAGCAAUUAGAAAAUGGCAGAACUCUUGCUGAUUACAACAUCCAGAAGGAAUCCACGCUUCAUUUGGUUCUUAGACUCAGGGGAGGAACUAUGAUCAAGGUCAAGACUCUGACUGGAAAAGAAAUUGAAAUUGAUAUUGAACCAACUGAUUCCAUUGAUCGGAUCAAGGAAAGAGUUGAAGAGAAGGAAGGAAUUCCUCCAGUUCAACAGAGGCUGAUCUAUGCUGGGAAACAGCUUGCAGAUGAUAAGACUGCAAAAGACUACAAUAUUGAGGGGGGUUCUGUUCUUCAUCUUGUUCUUGCACUAAGAGGUGGUGGUAAGUGAUAAGUGGUAAGUGGUAAGUGGUAACAAUCAAGAAAGACUACAUGUUUACCAAAGUUUAGUAAUGAAACUAUGUAUAUGGCUGCAUACCUUAGUCUCAUUUGGCUUUUUUAUAUUUUUAUUUUAUGAGCAUUUAUUUGCACUUGAUGUCAUUUGAAAACAAAUUGAGCUUUUAUCCUAUAUCUUUGCUAUAUUUUGUUAAA
Lactuca sativa (garden lettuce) is the source of this 558-nucleotide messenger RNA. Its product is annotated as ubiquitin-NEDD8-like protein RUB2. Lineage: Eukaryota; Viridiplantae; Streptophyta; Magnoliopsida; Asterales; Asteraceae. The record is from RefSeq and is a predicted model, not a curated record. Gene Ontology annotation, molecular function: protein binding.